AUGAGGCUUCUCUUCAAGCUCCUGCUCACCAUGAUCUUGGCCCUGGACCUGGCCGCCGCACAGGGCCUGCGAUGUCACCGCUGCAAGGGCUUUGGAGGGUGCUCCCAUGCGUCCAGCUGCCCGAGGGGCUCCACCCACUGCGUCAUCAUUGCCACCCGGGCGCCCAUCAGCUUCAACGACCUGCCCUUGGUCACCAAAAUGUGCUACAGCGGCUGCCCCAGCGUCCAGAGCCUGGACAUGGGGCCUCACGUGUCCAUCGCCUGCUGCCAGUACAGCCUCUGCAACCAUGACUGA
Molecule: messenger RNA, 294 nt
Organism: Dipodomys ordii (Ord's kangaroo rat)
Lineage: Eukaryota; Metazoa; Chordata; Mammalia; Rodentia; Heteromyidae
Gene: Lynx1
Product: Ly6/neurotoxin 1
Exons: 3
Coding region: 1-294 (97 amino acids)
Molecular function (GO): acetylcholine receptor inhibitor activity
Source: RefSeq, a predicted model, not a curated record